Exophiala spinifera is the source of this 918-nucleotide messenger RNA. RefSeq lists its product as uncharacterized. Gene Ontology annotation, molecular function: catalytic activity. The transcript has a single exon. The record is from RefSeq and is a predicted model, not a curated record. NCBI's taxonomy places the organism in Eukaryota, Fungi, Ascomycota, Eurotiomycetes, Chaetothyriales, Herpotrichiellaceae. Bases 1 to 918 code for a protein of 305 amino acids.
AUGGAAACCUCUGCAAAGCAGCCGAUAUCGUCAGCCUUCCCAUUCAAAAAAUUCAAAGUAAAGGUCUUGGGCUCUGAAAUGGCAUACGUCGACACCGGUACAGUGGGAUCGACCGUAGUCGUCUUCCUCCACGGCAACCCCACAUCUUCAUAUCUCUGGCGAAAUAUCAUUCCCUACGUGUCUGGGAAAGCCCGAUGCAUUGCGCCGGAUCUGAUUGGUUUCGGCGACUCUGAAAAGGUUCCCACUCUACCCUAUCGUGUUUCCGAUCACCAAAGAUACGUGGACGCAUUCAUGGAAAGUGUCGUGCCCAAUGAGACGGUGGUCCUGGUUGUUCACGAUUGGGGAUCCGCCCUAGGCCUCGACUGGGCUCGCCGUCACGAAGCCCGUGUGGCAGGUGUCGCCUUCAUGGAGUUUCUACCUCCGUCGGACAGCUGGGCAGAGUUCCGUCCACAAUUUGUCGAAAUGUUCACAAAGUUCCGAGACCCCCAGCUCGGCCGAACUCUGCUGAUAGACCAGAAUCUCUUCGUCGAAAGAGUCCUUCAGUCCGGCGUCGUCCGACCCCUUACAGACAAAGAGAUGCUCGAGUACCGGAGACCAUUCCUCAAGCCAGAGUGGAGGGAACCGGUAUAUAGAUUUCCGAAUGAACUGCCCAUUGCGGGUCAGCCCCCGGAAACGUGGGAGAAGGCGCAGAAGUACAUGGCAUUCCUGUCUGAAAGCGAGCUGCCAAAGCUGCUCUUCUGGGUCAACCCUGGCGUCUUUGUCGGUGAAGUUCGUGCAAGAAGAUUUCAAGAACAAUUCCGGAAUAUCAGGACAGUUUAUCUCGGCAAUGGAUCGCAUUACGUGCAAGAGGAUUAUCCUCAUGAAAUUGGUCGAGAAUUGGAAGAAUGGUUGCCAAUAGGGAAGAGAGGACUAUUGUGA